Messenger RNA from Cataglyphis hispanica, 8037 nucleotides. It is a transcript of the gene scrib, whose product is annotated as protein lap4. The record is from RefSeq and is a predicted model, not a curated record. Gene Ontology annotation, molecular function: protein binding. The coding region runs from base 323 to 6463 and encodes 2046 amino acids. Gene Ontology annotation, biological process: neurotransmitter receptor transport, endosome to postsynaptic membrane; neurotransmitter receptor transport postsynaptic membrane to endosome. NCBI's taxonomy places the organism in Eukaryota, Metazoa, Arthropoda, Insecta, Hymenoptera, Formicidae. Gene Ontology annotation, cellular component: adherens junction; postsynaptic density; postsynaptic membrane. The transcript is spliced from 34 exons.
GAUCGGAACGAGAUAGUCCCGUACGUGGUCGUACCCGUUCGUGGUUUUAUUCGCGUGGUUUUAGAGCAACGCGAGCAACGUGAUCGUCGACGUGAUGACGUCAGAUCUCGAAGCAUAGGCCGAGAGUAACGCGAGUUUAAAGCCGAGAGCAGGGCGUGAAAAUCGUGCGUUCCUACCGUCAUCGGAUGAGAAGUAUGUGCAAAUAACGGCGCGAGCGCGCGUCCUGUGUCCGUCCGUCCGUUCGUUUUUAUCCGCGGGAUGAUUAUGUACGAUGCUGUUUUAACGUGAUAACGUGGAUACGGUGAGAAUAGAGAGUAGUACCAUGUUCCGCUGCAUUCCGAUUUUUAAAGGGUGUAACAGGCAGGUGGAAUACGUUGACAAACGUCAUUGCUCUCUGCCGUGCGUCCCCGACGACAUCCUGCGUUACUCCAGGAGUUUGGAGGAACUUUUGCUGGACGCGAAUCAUAUCCGCGAUCUACCAAAAAAUUUCUUUCGACUCCAGAGGCUACGAAAGCUUGGCCUGAGCGACAAUGAGAUACACCGUUUGCCGCCAGACAUCCAGAAUUUCGAGAAUCUCGUGGAGCUGGAUGUAUCCAGGAACGAUAUACCGGACAUUCCUGAGAACAUCAAGAAUUUACAGGCGCUACAGGUGGCGGACUUCAGCAGUAAUCCUAUUCCAAGGCUUCCAGCGGGAUUCGUACAGCUAAGGAAUUUAACUGUACUUGGACUUAAUGAUAUGUCCCUUACAAACUUGCCACCUGAUUUUGGAAGUUUGGAGGCAUUGCAGUCGCUGGAAUUAAGGGAGAAUUUGCUCAAAUCCUUGCCUGAAUCGCUCUCACAGCUCUUCAAACUCGAGCGGUUGGAUCUCGGUGAUAAUGAGAUCGAAGAAUUGCCUGCGCAUAUAGGAAAAUUACCAGCGCUACAAGAAUUAUGGCUAGAUCAUAAUCAAUUGCAACACUUGCCGCCUGAAAUAGGCGAACUGAAAACGCUUGCCUGUUUAGACGUUUCGGAAAAUCGUUUAGAGGAUCUUCCCGAUGAAAUCGGCGGUCUCGAAUCGUUAACCGACUUGCAUUUAUCACAGAAUGUUAUCGAGAAAUUACCCGACGGACUUGGUGAACUGAAGAAAUUAACUAUUCUCAAAGUAGAUCAAAAUAGACUCUCUACAUUAAAUUCAAAUAUAGGAAGGUGCGAGAAUUUGCAGGAAUUAAUUCUUACAGAGAAUUUUCUCUUAGAAUUACCGGUAUCGAUAGGCAAACUUCACAAUUUAAAUAAUUUAAAUGUCGAUAGAAAUAGCCUGCAAUUUCUACCAAUAGAAAUUGGAAACUUGAAAAAGUUGGGUGUAUUGUCUUUAAGAGACAAUAAAUUACAAUAUCUUCCGACUGAAGUGGGACAGUGCAAUGCUCUUCAUGUUCUAGAUGUAUCUGGCAACAGAUUACAUUAUCUACCAUAUUCUUUGAUCAAUCUGAAUCUAAAAGCAGUAUGGUUAAGCGAAAAUCAGGCGCAACCAAUGUUAACGUUUCAAACAGACAUUGACGAGGAAACGGGUCAAGAAGUAUUAACAUGCUUUCUUUUGCCACAAUUGGAAUUCCAUCCUGAUGAUUCAGGUAGACUGGGAAUGUUGGUUGGUAUAAGAAAUGUUCAAGGUGGUGAGAUGCGUGAGUUGACAAGCAGCGAUGAUGAAGGCUGGCAAGAAAGAGAAGCAUCAAGAACACAUUCAGUGAAAUUUACUGAUGAACCACCAGAAGCUGAUAAAGAGACUCCAUUUGUACGUCAAAAUACACCACAUCCAAAAGAAUUGAAAGCUAAAGCACACAAGUUAUUCAGCAAAGGAAAAAGUGAAAGUCGAUCAGAAUCUACAGAUGAACAGGAUGUUUCUCAAACAUUUGGAUUAGAUAAAACUGAAUCAGAGACACUGGUCAAUACUGCAGAUGUGCCACAAAGUGUUUCUGAGCAAGAAGAGCACAUAGAAUGUAAUACUGUACAAAAUAAUCAUAAAUCACCAACAUCUGGCAUUGAAUCAGAUAGCACGGAUAUUCAAAUUAAUAAAGAAAUAGAUGAUCUUCCUGUUCAGUAUGCUACAGAAACUCACUCAAACGCAAAAGCUGAAAAUUCCAUUCCAGAAUCAAAAGAAAGGGAGGAGUGCGAAGAGGAAUCUGAAAAUGAAGAUGUGCAAAGACAUGUCGAAUUUAGUAUUGCAGAAGAUGCAAAUAAUGAAGAUAUUUGUGAUUCAAAUAAGCCCAAUAAACUUCAACGUAGAGAUACUCCGCAUCAUUUGAAAAAUAAACGCAUUCAUACAGCAAUUGACAAGGACAAAGUUGCUUCUAUUAUAGCGCAGGCACUUUUGAAAAAAUCCGACGACACUUCUACAUCUUUACCUUCACAAGUAGAAUCUACAGAAACGUUCGAUGCCCAUAAUCAAGAUGCAACAUCUGAUGUUGAACCAGCAUUGGAGAUACGGGAAGAGCAAUAUGAGAUUCAUAUAGAAAGAACGACUGGCGGAUUAGGUUUGUCAAUAGCUGGCGGUAUCGGAUCGACGCCUUUUAAAGGCGACGACGAAGGCAUUUUUAUUUCAAGAGUUACUGAAGGUGGACCUGCGGAUUUGGCUGGUUUGAGAGUAGGUGACAAAGUAAUAUCUGUAAAUGGAGUAUCAGUAGUGAAUGUAGACCAUUAUGAUGCUGUAGAAGUAUUAAAAGCAUGUGGACGUGUUCUUAUAUUGAAUAUCAUAAGGGAAGUUACAAGGAUAAUUCCGCCAUAUGAACAGGCACCGACGAGAAAAGAUUCCGUAUGCUCUAGUUUAAGCACAAGUAGAGCACCAAGUGCGACAUCUUAUGUCUCAUCCACAGCAUUGUCGCAUACUUUAGAAAAUGGCGACGCAUCCGUGACUCAUGAAACUGCGAAGUCGAAAAGGAUUCCCGAGCCUAUAUCUUCUCUGAAAACAAGCAGUGAACCUAUGGUGUCUGUUCUUUUUCACACAACAUUAAUACGAGACCAAAAUGGGCUUGGAUUUAGUAUUGCUGGCGGAGAAGGUUCACCACCAUUUAAAGAUAAUAGUGAUGCAAUAUUUAUUUCAAGAAUAACGGACGGCGGAGUUGCCCAAAAAGAUGGUAAAUUAUUAGUCGGGGACAAAGUAAUAUCUAUUAAUGGGGUAGAUAUGAGAGGAGCUAAACAUGAACAAGCAGUGGCUUUACUUACUGGUUUGGAAAGGUUUGUUCGAUUAGUCGUCGAACGGGAAAUACCGCUUUCUCAAGCAAACCCCGCUACCGUCGUAACUCCAUCGGAAAAAUCGCCGCGUGUGAUAGGUGCACCGAAACCUUACACAGGCUUGUACAAUGCCAACAGUUAUAUGGCAAAUAGACCCGGAUACGGCGGAUACCGCCGCUCCAUGGACGCCGAUAAGGCACUGUCGCCGAGUCCCACUUCGAAAACGCCACCGCCAACAUUACCUGCGAAGGUCGACGAUGUCAAUGAAACGCCUAAAAUGAACGGCGUAAGCGAAUCGGAAAAAAACGUUUCACCAACGGCUCUCAGCCCGACGAUUAAUCAAGCAUCAUAUCCGCAGCCGGCUCCGAGGCAUAGCAUCUCGAUGACGUCACCUAUGAAUAAUACCGGUUCCGCAACUACGACCUCUCAUGACCCUAGACCGGAUGAAACUGCGCAAGAGGACAUACAGGUACCGAAGCCUAUCACCAGCGAAGAAUUUCAAGCUAUGAUCCCUGCUCAUUUCCUUCGACCUCCAACAUCCUCGCCUUCACCAGAUUCCCAUCAGGGCCCCAUUGUGACAGUGACGAUAAAGCAGCCCGAUACAUUGCCUGGGGAUGUUAGCUUCCCUCCAGCUCCUACUACACUCGGUAAAGUUACUGAGACCAUCACAAAGAGUACACUCACCGAGACCGUCGUAACUAGAGUGACUGACAACCAGUUGAUGCAACCGCUUAUUAUCGAGGAUGUUAUUCUUGUAAAAGAAGGUUCGCUGGGCUUCAGCAUCAUAGGGGGAACCGAUCAUUCGUGUACGCCGUUUGGUGCAAAAGAACCAGGAAUUUUUAUAUCUCAUGUUGUUCCUGGUGGCAUAGCAGCCAAAUCAGGUAAACUAAGAAUGGGCGAUAGGAUAUUAAAAGUGAAUGGUACAGAUGUAACAAAAGCCACACAUCAAGAAGCAGUAAUGGAACUUUUAAGACCAGGGGACCAAAUUGUGCUCACCAUCCAACAUGACCCCCUUCCGGAAAAUUAUCAGGAAUUAGUGAUAACGAAGGAAGCAGGUGAAAAGCUUGGUAUGCACAUUAAGGGAGGUCGAAGAGGACAGAAAGGCAAUCCUCUCGAUCACACCGAUGAGGGUGUUUUUAUAUCAAAAAUUAAUUCAGGUGGUGCAGCCAAAAGGGACGGACGAUUAAAGGUUGGUAUGAGACUACUGGAAGUCAAUGGCACAUCGUUAUUAGGUGCGACUCAUCAAGAAGCUGUCAAUAUCCUUCGGUGCUCGGGGAAUACGAUCACAUUGGUUGUGUGUAAAGGUUACGACAAAAGUGAAAUUGAACCGAUAUUAACAUUAUCCGACAAUGGAAAUUCUAAAGAAGCUAAAGUGUCUAACGAAUCGAGAGAUCCGGCCGCGGAAGGUAUUAAAUCGUUGUCGCAAAGUGUAUCCAGUUUAGAUCGAGAUGACGAGGAAGCUGCAAUUCUUAGGCAAGAACAAGAAAUGAAAGCUGAACUUGUCGCUUGGGAACAAGAGGAACGAGAGCGAGCGCUUGUAGAGCAGAGGGAGAAAUCUACACCCGAAAAAGUAAUGGAUGUUGUACGAGCGGCAGAAUCACUUGUAAGCAAAUCGAACAGUCCUGUCGACAUGGUACCACCAAAAUCACCUGGAGGUACCAAAGAUCUCAAAACUACGACGAUUGUUAUGAGUAAACACACACUAGCACCUCAGAAUCCUAAUUCAAGAACGAAUGAGACCUCUGGAACAUCAACGGACUUCUCUUCGUCGAAAUCAGCUACUCUUCCUAAGGCAUCCAGUUUCGAACGUUCUACCUCUAUGCACACUUUACCCUCUCCGACGAAAAAAAAAUCUUUGUCUAAACGUAGUAUCACGUUUGCCGAUCUGCCGCCGAUCUCAAAAAAGAACACGAAUCGCGGCACAACCCAUCCUUCUCAUGUCAAACCUAUGUUAUCCGCAACAAUAGAGCAACCAAUUCGGCAAGAAGCGUCCACCCAUCUUCCGCAAACCGUCGUAUCUUACGAAACACCCUACGUACAACAUGCACGUUUCCGACUUCCCCCGACACCACUAACCGCUCCCGAAUGCUGGGGAGAUCUUGACACUUCGGCUUCCCUUAGCAAGCGACAGAUAGCACGUUCUGUUGACGGGAAUUUUCAGGUUGAGCAAUCUCCAACUUCUUCCCCGACGCCACCAUUAACAAAAAUGUCAGUCAGCGAUAAAAAGAAGCUCUUUGAAAGUGCCAUGGAAGAACAUUUGAAACCAUCGCCUAAACCAGAUAAAAUAUUCAGCUUCUUAAGUCAGGACGAAGUAGAAAAAAUGAGACAAGAAGAAGAGAAAAAGAUUGCAACUUUGACGCGAGACGAAUUAAAAUCGUGGGCACAGCUUGACGAAAAUGAAGGCCUUGAAGAUUUGGAUCUCAGAAUGGAUGAUCAAAAUAAUGGACGACCUAAUAGCCGACUGAGCUCGCGAACUUCGAUCCCUCUUAUCCAGAAUGUUCCCAGCAGCGUGAGGACAGCAAAAGCGGAACGUCGUUUGAAAGAACGAUUAAUACAAGAGGGCCUUAUUUCGGAUGAAGAUGAGGAACAUUUUCUGAGCCCCGCGGAACAGCGAGCGCUCAGAGCGGAGAAACGCGCCGCUUGGCGACAAGCUCGUCUUAAAUCCCUUGAGCAGGAUGCGCUUCAAGCACAGAUGGUGAUCAAAAAGAUGAGUGAGAUAAUGGACACCUCUAAUAAAAGCGAAGAAACGCACGAUGUGGCCGAUAUAAUUGAUCCUGUUUCCGAUCAAGAAAAGACGGUCGAAUUCGCUACAUUACGGCCUUCUAGCGCGGAUUUCCCUAAACUCGCCGUGCGCAGUAAAGUGGGUCCCCCUAAAGAGAUACGCGAAUCUGAGAAAGUAGUGGACGAGAAGGUCACUCGGCGUACCGAGGAAUAUCUAGACGAGGUGACGGGUGAACGUCGUGUACGAACUGUUGAAUACGUCGAGAAGCUCAUUGAGCGUCAGGUAGAGACUCUGAGAGAGAAGAUUAUAUCGUUAGAAUUAAGUAACGCGGAAGACGACGUGGAGAGUGUAAGCGAUGCCGGCAGCGAAAGCGAAGAUAUCGCGGGACAAAAUAUCGCCAUUAGCACUGCGGAGGAAAAAACAGAUUCUCAUACUACGAUCGACACGACUGAAGUUACUAGUGCUAAAACGGACGCGGGCAUCACCGUCGUCUCUACCAAGAAGAAAAAACGAAAGCGAUCGAAGAGAGGUCGUCACUGACAGAAAAUGUGCAUUUUAACGAAUAGGUAUGAAACAUUGAUGUUAAAUAUAUCUGAAUAACAAUCUUUGUGUUACUUUAAUAUUCGACUAUUAUACGCAAAUUAUGUGUUUAAUAUUGCUUACAAUUAUAUACAUUUAUACUACAUAAAUGAAUUGUAUAUGCAUAUACGUGCACAUAUGUGUAUAUUCGAAAGCGAAAUCGAUCACUUCUAAGUUUCCAAUAUCACUUCUAAGUUUUCAUUGGUACGUAUUAUUGCGAUGUAUGUACCUGCGCGCGUUUUAUAUCUUUCCUUUUUCUCACAGAUAAAUAUAAUAAAUUUGACAUAUAUAAACAAAAAAUAGCAGCCUGAUUUUUUACAUAGCGUAUUCGUUAAAAAAUAUAGAUGCUUACACAUAAAACUUCGUGAUUGGUAGUAAAUACGAUACUUUCAUAUCGUCUGUGUACAGAUUUAUAAUUAUCAUUUUUAUUUAUCCUAUAUGUGUAUCGCGUAUGUAUACAACGUAGUUUUAUAAAUUGAACGGGUAUAAUACAGAUUGGUAUAUUUUAAUGUUGAACACAUACUACUGAAUUUUCAUUUAUACAUUAUAUUACCGAUAUAUUUUACAUGUAUCUUAUGUUCAAUAUAUUUAAAAUUUUACUAAUUCGAAAUUUACGAGGUAUAAAAUAAAAAUAGUUUAAGAAAAAAAUGAAAGUUUAAAAAGAGGUGAAAAAAUAAUUAAUAUUCUAAUGACAAAUAAUAGCAUGGAAAAUUCCAUGACAUUUCAUGUUAUGCUGUCUCUUUUAAUUAUUAUUUUUUGGGUCAUUUUUUGUGUAUAAUUUAAUUAUUUUAAUAUGGAUAUGUACAAAAACAUGAUUUUUAAUAAUUUUUUUGUUGCGUUAGAAAUACAUGAUAUUUAUAAAACAAAAGACAGGGAAACUAUUCUGUAUUGACGAAAAAUCGUCGAGCAUAAUUGCAUUUUUAUACGCAUAGUGAAAAUUGUGCAUUUUUGUUUUCUCUUGUCCAACUCUCCUCGAGAAUAUUUAUAAUGAUUUUUUUAAAGGGAUAUACGAAUGAUGUGAUAAAAAUAUGCAAUUACAUAAUAUUACAGAUAUAAGGCUCUAUGUUUUAUAUAAUUAUGUGCAUUAUAAUAUUUUAUAUAAUGUCCAUUCUCUUAUAUCAACUAUUUAUAUUCAUUGCAACGUGCUAAAGAAAAUUACAUGUAUUUUAAAAUUAUAAUUUUUAUAAUUAUUUUGCGAAUAUCAUGUAAAAUACAUUACAAUAUCGAGACAAUGUUAUAGGCUUUAAGUUGAUCGAGGAUCUAUAUAUCUUGCGUUUGUAAAAUAUUUUAUUUAUUUGACUUUAAUAUAUGUUUUAUGAAGAUAUUCUGAUCUGUAAUAGAUAUUGUAAAAAAAGUAAAUCCGUCAAAACUAAAAAAAAAAAAAAUAUUAAAUCUUGAUUUACUUUAAUGCGAAAUUAUCAACAUUGAGGAGUCAAUAAAACAUCAAGAGCAAAUGUAGAUUUUCACAAUUAUAGUUCGAUGGUUUCAAGAUAUAAACAAAUUUUGCAUAUAUGUAAUACACAUUUUUAUUACCU